Dujonia railenensis is the source of this 1437-nucleotide messenger RNA. The record is from the annotation of a GenBank genome assembly. NCBI's taxonomy places the organism in Eukaryota, Fungi, Ascomycota, Pichiomycetes, Serinales, Debaryomycetaceae.
AUGAUGCCCAUAAGUAGAUACCAUCGCUUGUUGUCAUUCUCUCGAUGUUAUUCUGGGCCGAACUACGUGCUGCUCAUUCCAGAAAGUGAGAAGUACUUGUUUGAUUUUGAAAAGUUAUCUCCUGAAGAGAUAGAGGCAAGUAUCCCCAAGAGGCCCACCACCCACGAGAACAUUCGUAAGCACUACUAUAAUAUCCCAGAACCAAGCUCCAUCGCCGACUUAAUACUCCAGCCAGAGUUUCAUGAUACCUUCAUAACAUCGUUGGCAGCUAAGAGGCCGUUCUCUGGAGACAAAGCAUUGAAGUUGGUAUCCAAUACUCAGUAUACUACAGUGCAGCAGCCAGAGGCCACCGCCUACCUCCGUUUCGAGAAGAAGACGUUCCACUGGAUACAAGACUUCAAUAAGUCGAUCUUUGCCUUGAAAAGUCUUGCGGAUGACGAGAAAAUACCAACCAUAGCGUACUACAAUAAAUUCAUUGAAGAGAAGAUUCUCUCAGCUAUUGCAAGCACAAGCAGAGACGACGCCAGUGUAAAGUCAAUAUAUGACUCUCUUGAUGUCUUCCGCAACCAUGAAAAGAAACUAAAUGACAGCUUGCAUCAGUCUGAAUUAACUAAUAUGGUUACUUUUGACCAUCUUCUGUUGCACUUGCUCAGAAAUUCAAUCCUGUCAAAUGCCCACCCAACAGAAGCCCUGGGCGGCCAUGUGGUCGACCUUAUUGAACUUUUGACGUUCAUAGAAUCAAAUUUAACUCUUUGCUCAUACAAAAAUGGUAUAUUACCCAUGCUUGAGUUGUUGAUCCCUUACUUGCACUCCAAUAACGACGAUUCGUUGAAACGCGAUACCUUUGACAGAUUCUACGAAAAGGUGGUGACAUUGUUUCCCAAGGCAAAGGCAGACUUGCUGCUAACGAACAUGGAUAAACUAGCAUAUAUCAGCUUUGAGUCCUCCAACAUCAGAAGAGGGUCGAAAAUCGUUAAAACGUUAAUCAAAAGGCAAAAAGUGGCAACUUCCAAACGUACAUACUUAUCGUUGCUUCAGUUUUAUGUAUACGAAAGUAACGAACUUAGCAAAGAGGCCAAAAGAACUUCAAUAUUGCAGUUUAUGUCCGACUACAAACCGUUAUUAUUCCACUAUGGUAUAGACGAACUUUCAUUUGAAUUAAUCAAGCCAACCAUUUCAACGUAUUUUGAAUUGGAUCAUUUGGUGAAAUUUAUGGAAAGCUCUAAUAAGAGUUUGCUUGCCACAGCACAGACUGAAAUAUUUGAAAUCUUACACCAGUUGCAAGGCAACGAACAUAAAGAACUGGAUAUUAUAGCCAACUUCCAAGCCUCCCAGCUCUUAAGAAGGUUGGUAGUUGAUAAUGAAAUUACUUUGGACGAAAGCACGAAAGAGCUAAUCAAGGUGAAAUACCCAAAAGUUAAUGAGACAUGUACAUAA